This is a messenger RNA of Octopus bimaculoides (California two-spot octopus), 1282 nucleotides long. RefSeq lists its product as uncharacterized. Gene Ontology annotation, cellular component: cytosol. Lineage: Eukaryota; Metazoa; Mollusca; Cephalopoda; Octopoda; Octopodidae. Gene Ontology annotation, molecular function: protein binding. The record is from RefSeq and is a predicted model, not a curated record.
UCCCUCUCCUAUCUCAAUUAACGUUAAUUGCUAAUGAACAGGAGGUACUCAAACAACAACAACAAUGAGAUAGCAAUAUAGUUCCCUUGUUUUACUAGAAUAUUGUGUAGCCUAACAUAUACACAUACAUACAUACUAUAUUUACAUACGUUUACAUACACACACACACACACGUACGUAUGUAAUAUACAUAUAUAUACGCGCACAUGUUCAUGUAAAUUUAUAUAUACAUGCAGGAAUAUACAUAGAUUUCUAUGUAUAUAUUAAAUAGAUAUAUGUAUAUAUAUGCACUCCCUUGAAUAUAUAAACGUAUACAUGUAACAUGUAUAUAUAAAUCUAUAAUGGUAUGUGUAUAUACACAUACAUACACACCCAUGAAUAUAUAAAUGUAUACAUGUAAAAUUUAUGUGUAAAUCUAUAAUAUAUAUAUGAUCUAUAAUCAUAUAUAUGUAUACACGGAUCUUUAAAUUUAUAAUUAUAUAUAUAUAAUCUAUAUAUACACAGGUAUAGAUAUAUAAAUAUAUAUAUAUAUUCGUAUACGUAAAUCUAUAAUUACAUAUAUAUAAUUUAUAUAUAUAUAAAUAUACAUAUGUAUACAUAUAUAUAUAAUUUUCCCAUAAAAAUGUAAAUUUCUAUAUAUACACACAUGUAUAUAUAAAUAUAUAUAUUCACGCGCAUAUAUUAAUCGAUGGAUGUGUAUAUACGUAUCUAUAUAUGUAUGUAGAUAGCAUAUAUAUAGCUAGGCUAAGCCAGGAUUUGAUCUACGGUCCAUGUCAUCGGAAUCGGUGGUUGACGUGGUGUUUAGUACACACAAUGAGUCCAACGAUCUAUUAUGACAAGCAGUGAUGUUACAGGACGCGAACUCACGGCCCCUCAGUAUAAUAAAUAAAGAGGCAGCGUGCAUCAAAGCGAAAGUGAAAGUGAAAGUAGAAAUUGAAACAUGGGCAAAGAGAAUGAAUUAUUGGAAGCCGCCAGAACUGGGAAUAUACAACAAAUUGAGCGACUUCUCUGCUACAAGUCACGCAAAACCACCGGCCCCUUGAAUGCGUUAGCAAGCUUCAGAAAGAAUGUCAACGUGAAUUGUAUUGAUGCCAGUGGAGGUACCCCACUACAUCUGGCCUCACUGAAUGGUCACAAAGCUGCUGUCGAACUCCUCCUCAACAAUGAAGCCAACCCUAAUGCCACCGAUGUGCGAGGGUGCACCUCUCUAACAGUGAUGGGGACACUCCAUUACAUUCUGCAGCCCAAUAUGGACAUUGUGCAGCCGUGGGAGUCUUACUAG